This is a messenger RNA of Dracunculus medinensis (Guinea worm), 606 nucleotides long. NCBI's taxonomy places the organism in Eukaryota, Metazoa, Nematoda, Chromadorea, Rhabditida, Dracunculidae. The record is from the annotation of a GenBank genome assembly.
AUGGAAACAAUUCUAAUUAAUAAUACUUUAACUUCUAAUCAGCUUCAAGAAAGCAUUCACUUGCAUGGUUUAUUAUUACUUAUAAUUCCUCUUGUUACCAUACUUGGUAACCUGUUAGUAAUUAUUGCCGUAAUUAAAUUCAAAACAUUACAUUCAGCUAUCAAUUUCCUCAUACUGGAAUUGGCAGUUGCUGAUUUAUUUGUUGGACUUUUUGUGAUGCCCUAUGCAGUUUACAUUUAUAUGCGAGGUGGGUCUUGGUUUUUGGGUAAUUUGAUGUGUGAUAUUUACUCUGCUACAGAUGUUGCAUGCAGUACUGCUUCAAUUCUCUUAUUAACUGUUAUAAGUUUUGACAGGUACCGUGCUGUUUCCCAACCCAUUCACUAUUCGCUUCAUGCAAGAAAUGUUAAGCGUAUUUCACACAUAUCAAUAAUAACUUGGUUUAUAUCAUUGGCAGUAGCUGCUCCUAUGGUCGUUGGUGUCAAUAUUCGACCACCAGAAAGUAAUCCAUAUGAAUGUCGCUUUUACAAUCCUGAAUUCUCAGUGCUUUCAUCCAUUGUCAGUUUUGUUAUUCCCUGCUUUAUCGUCUUAUUUGUUUAUAUUAGGUAA